This is a messenger RNA of Amoebophrya sp. A120, 13387 nucleotides long. Lineage: Eukaryota; Dinophyceae; Syndiniales; Amoebophryaceae. The record is from the annotation of a GenBank genome assembly.
GUGGCCUUUUCCUUUCUGUGUCAACUGUAGUUUUUCACAACAGUUGUACAUCGUCCCGUAACUUCUAGUACAUAAAUACGCUGACCCUUGUGCCAUACGUACGAAAUACAAAUAGUUGUUCCGCUGGGUGAUUUCCGUUUGGAAGAGAACCAUAUAAACAAAAAGAUCAAGAAGUCACUCGUGCUCGUGCGGAGGUCCUAGCGACACAGGCAUUCUGGGUCCGGCGCUUGGAUGGUGCCUUCUUUUCUUCGAUCACGUAGACGUACUACAGAGGCAGAAAUACAACCAUAACGCCCCCGGUACCUACCAGAUCGCGCCACCAUGAGCUCGAUCACGACCGGCGCAGAUCCGCCGCCACCCGCAGUCCCGCCACCAGUUGCAAUAGCGUCGUCCCCGCCGGUAUCCGAUACAAAUUUUCCGCACACUUACAAAUAAACUAAAACACGACAUGAAGUCAUCAAAUUGAAAUCUCGCUGUUUUUCUAGAGCAUACGAGCUACUUGUCAUGCUGAAUAGAAGCGGAGAGACACAUCAGAGCAACAGUUCUUUCAUGCAGAUGCCGCUUAGAAGUUUGUACGUCGUGUAGGUGGAAUUAUUUCGUGUCAAUAUCCGGCGUUGGCCCCGCAGGCUCUGGAAGGCACGAGGCUGGAUCGGUUCGGAUUUGUUGGCGCCUGCGAAAGCCUGCUCGCCACGUCCGGUGGCUGUGCGCACAGCAAAGAGGACCUGCAUUCGCUCUUCGACUUCCUCACGAAUCUUAACGUCAGCAAUGUAGCUGCGGUCAGUGUGCAGCAGGCUGGCGGAGCAGGAGCCCUUGGUGCUGGAGCGAUCACGACUACAGGACAUAAUAAUGCGGAAGAUGGUGGUGCAAGAACUAGUACCAGCAGUACCAAGCAAGCCUCGUCCUCGUCAACGUCAACCACGCCGGAAAACUUCGAGAAGCUGCUGAAAGCGGUCGGGCAACUGCCAAAAUGGUCGGACGAGUACCCGGUGGUGAUAUCGAGUAACUCCCCGCUACCGAAGGUCCGGAUGUGGCUGUUAAAGCACUCCUGGAUCAUUUUCGACCUCGCGAACCACCUAACCGCGCCGCCCAACGCGCCAAGACCAAACGCGCUCUCUGCGACGACGCAAAGUUUGUCCCGCCUGGAGCUGGAGGAACGGCUGUCCAUCAUUCCACCGACUUUUCUUCCGAAGACGGCGCGCUCCGAAUUGUGGCGCACACUGGCGGUGAACGAGAAGGUGCUGGUGUCGGAUUUCCUCUCGGCAGUUCUGGACUCCGCAGAAUACCGGCAGAGCUUGAAGGCGCGACUUUUGAAAGUCGUUUUCCGGGCGACUAAGGUAUAGGAUUCUAUUCAGAUACAGAUUGUCAAAGAAGUAUGCUUCUCUUCUUAGUGCGUAUGGCUAAGUUCUUUGUGCAACUUGGUUUACACUCAGUGUCAGUGCAAGUAGUAGUGCAAGACACAUUAAUUUUAUAGCUCCGACUUGUUCAUCCAAUCCACAGAACAAACCCGGCAGCCUGGUGGACCGCUUCCUCGCUGCUGACGCCAAGAAGAGCGGGUUUCUUAUCAUGUGCAAGAGUUCUUGUAUCGUACCAGUAUAUAUAAUCAAUAUCAAGUGAAUUGCAUAUACAUCUUUGUUUGAUGGGCAAUGAAAAAUGGAGUUAGUCCUGAGAGUUUACCUUGUGCUAAAGCAGAUUGGUCAUGCCCAUGGCUAUAAAAACAAAAAGUACUCAUGCAAUUGGUACGAACACGAUUUUUUUGCGCUGCAUAUUUCUAACCGACGAGCAAAUCGGUCAGAUUUUGACGGCGACAGUCGGCCGCGUCUUUCUCGCCAAAGAGGACUUGCGGGUGCUGGGGAACGAUUUAUGCUCUGCAAAAGUAUCGUACCCGUAGUAUAUUGCAGUCAUGCAUUACAAAUUUUUUUCUUCUGGUAAAUCGAAAUCCACAUUACAAAUUUCAUUUCUAAUGCUGAGGAGAUUUGUCAUGCAUUUCCACGAGUACGAUAGGUUUGCACAGGAUACGACUACCGCCAAGGGGAUCUCGUGUCGUACAAGGUAUCCUUUCUGAAAAGUAUACCCCGAUAAAUCUAUGGAAGAUCUGCCCAGAACGAGGCCAAGUCUCGUGCAACACGACCUAAUUUCUUUUGAUGGUGCACUCUGAACUAUCAUUCAAGAUCAUAAUUUUCUUGUUCGGACAGAACCUGCUUCACUAUUCAUUCUCUCUCAGGAACUCCUCGACGCGCUUCGCGACGAGCAGCGCAUGUACCUCGAGCACGCACUGAGUGUGGGCUUCACCAUUCUGCAGCAACUUGCGCCGUCGCUGCCGCCCGAAACCUUCGGGGCGAGGCUGGAUGCGGCGCAGGUGCGGACUCUGUUGGCAAAGGACAACAACAGUACUACCAGUCUGCCGGCAGACGACGAGCUGAUUGACGACUUUGUGGACACCGUGAUUGCGGCGAGCAACGGCUUUCUCACCCUCCGCGCGCCGCCAACGUCGGUUUUCGACUUCGCUCAGAUUCCCGGCCUGGUGGACCGGGUGUUGCCCAAAACGGCUUCGGAAAAAACCACAACUUUCAGUCGCCGCGCGUCAAAGGCGGGCGGAGCUGCAACUGCCUCGUCGGGUUCGUCCAGCAAAAGCUCCACUUCUGUCGGCGUUGUUUCGGCGACGAACAAAGUAGAAAAGCAGCUACAAACAGACGCAAGUACGGCCGGGAGUGCAGGCAAAGCCGGCGCGGAAGAGGAAACCGCAGGAGGCUCUACGUCUACCACGAUGAAAAACAAAGCGCAGCAUUUGGUUCCUUUGCUCUUUUUCGAACUGUCGCAAACCAUGCGCCGCAACGACAUCAGCCUGGGGAGUGCGUUCAAGUCGCUAGACCGCGGCAGUAAGGGGUUUCUGGAUUUCAGCGACCUGCGCCGCGCUGUGACGACGGUUCUGCAGGAGGAAGAUAGUGGCAGCUCUUCCUCUGCAGCAGACAUUACCGCGGAGGACCUCGGGGUGAAACCAACGUGGACACUGACCCUGCAGGCUUUCGAGCAAGCAACAUCCUUCGACCUGGAUGCGUUCACAAACGCUUUGCCGAGCGUUUUCGAGGAUCAGGGCUCCCUCCCGUUGAAGGUUUUCCAAGAGCGCAUGUGCGACCAGAACGGGAUUCCCGUAUUUGAGCUGAAGAACCUCCUGGCGUUGAUUUACCCCGGGGCAAGUUCAACAUUGUCCGCAACCGUCGAAUCAGCUCGCACGGUGGACCGUGCCAGCUGCGAAACUUUCGCCCGAGCCAACCGAGCGGCAACAUCUACUUCGGGAGGUGCUGGGAGAAGGCGAUUUGGAGGCAAUUCGUCUUCACUGCAGAAACCAGCAAAUCGGAACGAUUCCGGGAUGAACCUGUUUGUGUUAGAAAACGAAGUUAGGUCACCGUCCGGAGGUGCAGCCAGGGGGCCUGGUCGUACCAGCAAAUGCUCCACGGCGUUCGGCGUGUCGGGAUCCUCAGCUGCGCGGCAAGGAACUACAACCACUGGCGAGCAGCAAACCGAUGUAGAAAAAACCUGGCGCAAGUUUCAGCAGGCGGACAACAAGCUCGCAGUGUCCUCGUUUCUUCUUGACCAAGACCAAGACAGUGUGGACAGCAAGGAGCUGCUGCAAAACUUGCUGGACAAGUGCAAUUUGACGGAAAGCGAGUGCCUGCAGGUGCUGCAAAACGCUUCGGCGCUGACAAACUUCUACUUCCGCUACACAGGAGGUGCAGGUGCAGCUGGUGGGAUCGCUGCUGCUGGUAGUCCGACGUUGACGAGAACUAUCAAAGACGACACAGGAGAUGAACAGCAGACCGGCUAUAAAGAUUCUUACCCUCUCCGUCGGCUCUCCCUUCUUCCUCUCAUCACCUCUGAUUAUGACGAACACGAGCUAGAAAUCCGCGUUCUGGGAACCGAUUUGACUUUAUGAAAGCGCACAACCCAAGAACACGAGUCGUCGCCCUCGUUUGUCAUGCAAACUGCGAAAGCGAAAACGAAAUGGAAAUAUAAAUAUAGGGAAAGCUGUUUCUGUUCUUGCUGGCCGUGCCCCCUGGUUAGAACUAGGCGCAGCAGGGGGACCACUAUAAACAAUUGCGGUCUUGUGCCCUUUCAUAAAUGUCGCUCCCUGCCGGCACUUCCGAAAACGGAGGAAGCGGCGCACAGCCACGGUAUUUUCUCCGCUACGCCUGCCACGGCACGACGUAUCAAGCGCAAACCACGAGUAGCCAAGCGGGUGGCUUCUACCCUUUGGACUUUGCUGCGUCGCACACGUUUUGCUUGGCCUCAAAUGCGGGGGACAGUCUGACGGACCUGCUCAUCCAGGAAGUGCGGCUAGGAACGCUUUCCUGCGGCCUGUUGCUCGAUGUGGUGCGUGUUUUACCGGAGAACCGCGGUGGGAGCAAUUACACUUCCGACGGCACAGCUACAACAGGUGCAUAUGAACUUUUGCAAACAUGAUGUCUGGGUCAAGAACAUCUCCUGGAAUACAGAUUCGAGUAGCUUGUGAUGCUGUUUGUGAGAGGACACACAAGACGAGUGAACCUGUAAUGCGUAAUAUGGCAGAAUGCAUGUUCAUCUGCCACGCUGUUGAGAGAUGAAGAUUUCUCAUGCGCAACAGGCACUGCAAAUCCGUCGCAUGAAAACUUGUGAUGCGGGGCCCUGCGUACGCGUAGUUCCAGACCAUAUCUGGGCCAUGCCAAACCUGCAUGUAGUUGACAAGAAACUUUAGCACGUAGUUCCAGACGUAGAGAUCAUGUAGUUUGCAUUUGAUAAAACAGCAGCAGGGACGACGGUGAACAACACCCGUAGCGCGUUGCGGUACCUCGAUAACACCGCUUCCAGCAGCAGCACUGCGGUUACCGUCGGUCGCUGCGUCUUUCCGACGGAGGCAAUCGCCGCGUUCUUGGACGACGUUGCCGAGGCCAAAGGCGGUUGGAAGGCCGAGGCUUUGCUGGGCGCCACGUGGGAAAACCCGGUGCCGGUGUUGUCCAGUGACGGGACGAGACUUGGCAGCGUCGUGGUCCGCCUGUUCUACCAGAUUCGCCGGGCUUGCACCGCAAAGGCCCCGCGUUGGCGGACCACGUUUGAAGGCAACAGCCUGCUGUCGUACCAAAUGCGCGCUGGCGGGGGAGGGGGUGGUGGAGCAGGACCAGCAGGAGCAAGCGCUGACCUGCUUCUCCCAGGAAUAACUUUGAACGGCGCUGGCGCAGCACUUGACUCUUCGCUACCGAGGAGAAAAAGCGGGGACUACAGGAGCGCCGCGCAAGCAGACACAGCGUUUGCGAUGUCAUCAUCUUCCACUGGAGCUGGUGGUGGUGCCGGUGGUGCCGGCAUGGUGUUUUUCCCGCCACUUUCCACGGUGCGGGGCUCAUGUCUAUCCGGUGGAGGUGCGGUCUCCCGUGUGUCUCGAACAGAGCAAACGGUGGAGAACACGGUGGGGAUCGAGAUUGGGUUGUCCAGGGGCGAGUUGAAUCCCGAUCUGUUCCGCCGGCUCGCGGAGCAGUGGUACAAAAGCUCGCUGCAACCCAGCGUGUCCACAAGCGUGUUGGACAUCCAGAGUGUGCGCGUGGUGCUGCGCAUCGGUUUGUUCCCGAACCACCCGAAGUUGCAGGCGGCCUGCGGUGGCGCCUGGAUUUCGGGAGAGCCGAAGCCCAUGUCGUUGGCAUCCUUGUUGUUGGGAUGGUCGUCCGCUUCCUCGUCUUCAGGUAAUAAAAACGGCAGCGCACCAGCAGGAGCACCAGCACCUACAGCAGCUGGAGCAAUUUCUGCUGCGAACAAAGCUACUGCUGCCGCACCGGCUGCAGCAGCAGGAGGUCCCACAGGAGCUACAACUACUAGCGCAGCUUCUGCAGCAAACGCAUCUACUGGUACAACAAGUGCGAUGAAGCCCUCUUCAGCGCUUCCUCCGCAAAACGGCGACCUAUCCCCAGUGGCGGCAGCGAAAGCACGCAUGGCCGGCGGGACGGACAGUCAGCCGGUGGUGGCGCAGUCCAUGGACAGCUCCGUCGCGAAUUCGGCCGCGAAGGCCGCGGUCGCGUCCCUGAGUUUCAUGCCAAGUGCUUCAGCAAGCAAAGCGGCUGGUCCUGCUGGUGUUGUUCCAGCGGCGUCAAGUACGAGCUCCAUGAGCAAUUUCAGACAAGCUCCCGCCACGGGGUCUUCAUCAGGGUCAACUCCCGCUACAACCAGCAAACCAGGCUACACUGCUCUGGACUUCGGCGACUGGCUAUGCACAGAAAAAAACCAACCCACAUCCAAUUUGUCAUGCAAAACACGUAUGAAAUCAUGUGUUUGCCAUGCAAAAAAUGGAUGUGGAUGGGUUUUUUUCUGUGGAUACUGGCAGUGGCAAUCCCCUUUGCUGCCGCCGACCCCGGGGUUCUUCGAGGCUCUCAAGUCCGACAUCGGCGUGAUUGAGCUGUGGCUGGUAAUCGAGCAGAAUGACGAAUUCCACCAGCUGGACCGCGCGAAGUCGGUGGAGGUGUGCCUCGCGAAGGACACCUUCCCGCUCAAACUGCUGCACAGCCAACUCGACGCGUCCAAGGCACAAUCCGCAUUGGUGUUGAACCGCAAGGCCCAGUUCCACGCGAAGGUAGGCGGGCCGGAGAGCAGCAGUUCCUCCUCUGCGUUUCCCGCCGGAGGAGGACCGGGAGGUGUGAACAGACCGAUGGGAGGUACUACAACUGGCCCUGGUGCAGCAGCUGCCCAAGGCGCGACCUUCACGUCCGGUGGGCCGGCUAACGUCGCGGUUUCCACCUCAGCCGGAACCACGAUGAUGGCCCAGCCAAGUUCCGCGCAAAUGGCCGGCCCGUCCGGCGCCAUGAGUUCUGCUCACCAACAACAGCUGUUUCUGCAGCAAAGUGCGGGGGAGUUCCUAGCGUCCGUUGACGUGAAAUUUUCCAUCACCCUACCCAACGCGGAUGUGAUGAGCUUGCUGUAUCUGACCGGGAUAAACGCGGACUCAUCUGGAGCUGCGAGCAAUAAACCAGGAGUCGGAUCCUCUACUCUGCCCGCUAUGCCGAAAGCGCCCUCUGCAAGUUCCUUCGGCGGGCCGACCUCGGUGUACGGGGGCAGCGCCGUGUCCUCGGUGUACGGGAGCGCGGCGAUGGCGCAACCCUCGUCGGCCGUACCGAAACCUGGCGCUCCUGCUCCGGGCGCUGCUGUUCCACCGGCUCCUGCUCCACCGCCUCUGCCGAAGGAGAUCACGGGGCACGAGCGCAAGAUGCUGUUGCGGCUGAAGGGCGCCGUGGUCCGGAACGGUAUGGUGGGGAACAAUGUCUGCUACUACGUGGAAUACGCUUUGACCACCACCGCCGGGGCGACUACCAACCACCGGAGUUUGCCGCUACAAGUCACCGCGUUUUUGGACGCGCCCAACUCUAGUUGGGCGCAACUCGGGCCGGUGGACGAACUGGUACCCAUUUAUCCACUGAGGAAAAACUACACCCGUCUACUCUCCUGUCCACCAAUUUGUCAUGAUGCAAAACGUGCAUCAGAUGCAUUGUCUGUCAUGCAAAAAGUUGAUGAUGAUCUCCAGGGGAUGGGUUUAGUUUCUUCCUGGAUACCAUUGCAAUUCCCGCGAAACCGAAAACCAUCCCAGCCCCAGAGCAGAUCGUGCGAGUGGCGGCCAAGCUGUUUCAAAUCGGCGGGAGUGGGGCGGGUAGGAUUGGGUUUUAUCCUUGUUUUUUUCUGAUGUAGUCACUGUCGCGUAACCAGAAAGUAUUUAUUUCUAUGUAUGAGUUACAGCUGCGGCCAUUAGUCAAAAUCCUCAUAUUUUGAAGAACGAGGAACUUCCUUCCUACCACAGCUCCCGCCUGCAUCGGCGAGGGCAGUAUGACACUCUACGCGGACGUGGGUGCGAUCGAGACCAGCGCGUGGGGCAGCUUUUCCUCCAAAACGGAACUCGUCGGAAAGUUUUUGUUUUCCUACCAAGUCUGCGUUCCGGGGCUGGAAACGGAUUUGCGGGUGGACCCAACGACGUCGUUCCCGCCCUUGAGUGGUGCUGCAAUUUCAGUGCCCUCCGAUCCUACGGGUGGUGGAACAACUGCUCGUGGUGGACCACCUGCUCCCAUGUUGAUGCUCCCGUCCAGUUUAGUGACCCCCUCCUACAGCAUCCCGAGCGUGGCGACCCAAACCAAGUGGAGCUGGGUGCUCGGGCACGGCCCGCCCACGAUCGCCGCCGCGAAAAAACUGCGUCCGCCCCUGGAGCUGAUCAUGGAAGUGCUGUGCAAGUUGCUCGCCGACGAGCAGAUCGCGAGCCAAGGUGGUGGUGGAGCGGCUUAUGCAUUGCAAAAGUACUAACUAUCGCCGUCGUACUAAAAAAUGCGGUCAUGCAAGACAUUUUUUUCCGAAGGUGUACUUUCGUAGCAUUACAUCAUGAUCAUGCUGAGCAACUUUGUAUAUGCAAUUAGAAUUAGAAUUACCUUUAUCAAUAGCCGCAGCACUAGUACGACAGCGAUGCAACUUUUGCGUUGCAUACAGCCGGUUCAUCUGGAGGAGGGGUUGCUGCGGCACCGCAGCCACAGGUGGUGAACCUGAUCACCCGGAUACAAGACGCUUCGUACCGAAAGGGCGGCGCGGAGGGAACCGUCUUGAAAGACAUGAUCACUUCAAUCGUCCCCAAGUGCCUGCUGGAGGGGUUGAUGGUGUCCUCUUCAGUGGGUGAUGAUGCUGGUGCAACUUCUGCUGCCGUGAAGACUAGCACAACUUCCUCUUCCUCAUUUUUCACGACUUUGUUGCACCAAUCCGUCCCUGUCGUCCACCAUUUGCGCGAGAAGCCGAUAUCUACAGGAAGUUUACUCCCGUAUUACAGGACGCACAAAAUGAAAAUGCACUAUUGCAUGACAAAGUUUUGCUGCUGGUAUUACAAUCAAACUCAGCAUUACCCCACAGCUUUUGAUAGCAGAUGGUCCGUGUAGUACGAUGCUAGAUUUGUGUUGCAUAACCCAUGGACGCACUGUACACGGUCGAAGCGCUGCUGUUCUACCUCUCCCUCCGUGCGGUCGCGCAAAAGUUGCAGCCCUGCUGGCUGAAGUUACGGACGAAGCUGUUCGACUUUUUGGCGAAAAACAACAGCUCCGUGGUUCCCCUGCGGUGGUCCGAGUUCCGUCGGUUGGUGGACUUCGCGCUCGCGGAAGCGGACCAGAGUCCGCUACCGGAGAGUUACUGGAGUUUCUUGCGACAGCAUCCGACAUGGUGGGACCCGGUCACCGGGGUUUUCGAUGUCGUCGCCUUUCUAUCAACUGCAAAAGUGUCUGGGUCUGGAAGAGUGCCAGACUUGUCAUGCAGGUUUUCCAUGUCCCAGGAGGUCUGGCAUGUAGGACAUAGCAUGACAGAUUCUGUGAGAGUUCUAUCAUGCCUUUGCAGCAUGAGAAACUACCUGUCGACUAGGUCAAAAGUGGACAGCUUUUGGCAAUCAUACAACACAGAGCUUUUACAUGAUUCAGAUUUAGCAUGGCGGGUAGCGAAGGUUCAGAUUUAGCAUGACAAGUAUACUUUGUUCCAGACCCAGACGCUUUUGCAUUUGAUGCUUUGUAGUCGACCUGCAGCUGUUCCCCGACAUCCAAGAAGUUUUGCGCGAGGUGAACGACGCAUCAGCAGUAGAUAAAAACAAGCAGCCUGCAGUGACGGUGAAUUCCCUUCUCGCAUCGUCAACAACGUCUUCGAGAAUUAUGAACACUGAUUUUCAACACCACCAGCUGGAGCGGCCGUCCCCGUCCUCCCGGGACGUCGUGAUGCAAGACGCAUGGUCCCCGAACUACGGGACCUUAUCAGGAGCCGGAGUCGUUGGUGGAACUUCAUCUACCGCUGCCGCAGGAGCAGCUUCCUCGUCCUCCUACCUGCGCGGGGGCGUGUCGCCAGCGCGAUCAAUCAGUGCCGCGACGAGCCGACCAAACGGUGCUGGAGAUAAUAACCCUGUCGUGUGGAAAUCGUUGCAGGACAUUGAGUGGCUAGAAGCGAAGCUGCAGAACAACCUGGCCCAGCUGGAAGAACGGGUCUCCUCCAUAAAGAACGCCGCCAGCCGCGAGCGGGAAGUCGUGGAGGGUACGUUGCUGCGGACGUCGCGUACUAACGGGAAUUUUGUCUCCGGAUCCCAAAUUCAAAAAUUUUGAUCCCCUGGGGCUGAGAGGUAGCCCCGGAGGGGUAAUGGCGACCAGGCGCGAUCCGGUAGGCCGGCAGAAGCGACGAAGACCCGGCAGGGCCGACGACUGGCAUCAGGCUGGGAAGCUAUUGCGGCGCUGCGACUUUCCGUGUGUGGGCAGCGUCCCAAGGCAAAAUCGCUGGCAAAUGGCGCGGCACUUUUUCCAAUGUUUUGGACCCUGCCCAUUUUGUUGAGUUCUCAGUGUCUCCGUUUGGGGGCUUUGAGUUUGGCGCCUGUUGGUUUCUGUUUUUGAGCUAUGGUGGGAGCAAGAGAAGCCAAAGGGGGUCGCGCUUUUAGCUGGGGACUGUCAGCGCAACUGUGGCAAAAGUGCUCCUAUAGAAACGCAAAGAAAAUUCGGCCUCCCAAAAUUGUCUCCAGACUUGACUGAGGGGUCAAACGCGACCCCCCUUCCAACUAUGGAGACAAUUUUGGGAAACCGGCAAUAGGUCGGUCCCAAAAUUGUCUCCAUAGUUGGACAUGGUGUCGCGCGGACCUUCGCGCAGACCCUCGCGCGGGUUGGUCUGGGUCUGGAAAAGUGUAGCGCUUUGUGAUGCUUGUCCGGCAUGCGCCAGAAGGUCUGGAUUGCGAACUGUAUCAUCGCAAGUUUUGCCACGGCUCCGCAACGCCUAUCCUGCGUGAAGAGAGGCAUUGCCUUCCAGUGGCCUAAGCUGAAUCUCGUGCAAAGUGCCUCGCUGUAUUAUAGAACGCUUUAUAGAAUAGGGAAUAGGGAAACGGGUCUCCUCCAUAAAAAACGCCGCCAGCCGCGAGCGGGAAGUCGUGGAGGGUACGUUGCUGCGGACGUCGCGCGACGGCGGAGUAAUUGGAGGGACAACGACUGCAACGUCAAUUUUCGGAGGUGGUGGAGGGUCAAUCUCGCCCGCGCGGUCGCUGUCCCCGCCGGUUCUGCGGGGAGCGGGCGUCACCGGGUUUGCGACCGCCGCUAGGUUUGACGUGGCCGGGGCUAGUACUUCUGGUAUAGUACAUCAGCCUGCACCAGGAGGUUCUGGUCCUUCAAAUUUCUACGAGCAGCGCUGGGAAAGCGGUAUGCAAUGUAAAUUUCCCGUACAUGUACAAAAUGCAUGACAAAUUUCGCUAACUUGCAGUGUCCAACUUGUCAUGCUAGACUAGGAUUGAAGGCGAGACUGCAUUUGGACGUCGUGCACGGAAAAUUUGCUGUGGAUAAGCGGGGAGGCAGAGUUACAAACCUACGAAUCGGACCAGCUCCGGGCUUUGCACCUGCAAAACAUGGCGGAACUGGACUCCCUCCGGAAGCGCAUGACGCAAGACAACGCGAGUGCAGCUGGAAGUGGUCUCGUCGGAACUACGAACAGUAGUUCUAGUUUAUUUGGAGCAGCAGCUGGUCCUUUUGGUACAGCAGGAGGGGCCACGACCUCUCCCACCUCCGUGCCGGCAUCGAGCAGCAGUGCAAGUUUCGCAGUACAACACCAACCGAAGUCCCCGUUUUUGUUCGCCAGUGGAGCGAGCGCGGAACUACAACCGCCGCUUGCGAAUGUUACGGUUGGCCUUCCAGCAGCCACGGAUUUCUCAGGGGGUGGGUCCAAGGCGUCCACAGCAACAACCGGGCUGGCCGCGGGAGAGCAACAGCAACAGCAGCUGAAGUCGAGCACGGAGUACGAGCGAUUUUACAGCACUGCUUUGCAGUCUCUGCUGGCGCAGCCGCAGCUCCGCGCGUCGACGUCGUCUUCGCAAAAGACCGCCAGUGUGGAGUUGUCUUUCCAGAACGAAGACCCGUUUCUCUUCUCAACGAUACAACAGCCAACGUCGUCGCAUCAAAUUAUGAGCAGCUAUGGUGCACCAGCGCCGUCAAGAACCGCGUCCUCACGGACGAUGCAGCAACACGCUCAAGGUUCAUCUUCCGCCGAGGUCGCGUAUCCACCGGAGCAGCAGGUUUAUCAACAGCGCCAAGCCGCGAAGGCGACAUCGAGUGGCCCUGCCGCAGCGUUGCGCUUGAGCGAAGAUGAGCGGAUUUUGGCGCACCAGGUAACCCGCAUUCAGGCAGAACUUCGGAAAAGUUCGCAAAGUCCCCGAAAACAGCAAGCGGGUGGUACUAGUAGUACUCCGAGUGUUCUUGCUGGUGUAGUUGGAGACCAAAUUAUGCAGAAUAGUUCCGAUCUCCCCACAACUUCCGCUCCUGCGCCACCGCAACCCAUAGCGCCAUCCUCCUCCAGUACGGCGGCGAAAGCAAGGCCGGCAGAGCAAUUGUUUGCGUCGGAAGAGGAGACACAGCGAAUUUUUAGCAUAUUAACUGGGGGACGAAACAAACCGGAUUCGGAAUGAGAAGAUCAUGCUGACGGCGAAGCAUUGGAAAUGCGACGGUAAAAAGAGCUACAGGAUGGGGACGGGAAUGUAUACGUUUGAAACAAUUUCUCACCGCAAGAGUGAAAAUCAUGGCUACAACAACUACAGUACCGGAAAGCAUCUUGGUGUGCUGCAAGUUUUCACUAGGCGGCUCCUUUCUGCCAAAGUAUGAGGAUAUUUGCCUCGCGGCUCGCGUCCAGGGCCAAACUGUCUUUUGGAUGUUUUUUUCACUUGCUAAACAUAGCGACUUAAUGGAAAGGAACUCGUGAUGAAACUGCAGGCAGCGGAGCAUAAAGGUCUUUUAAGAUAGUAGAGCGAGUUUCAAUUUUAUCACGAAUUCAUCAUCAUAUGCUCCUUGCAGCAUCUAUCACGUUGACCACGCCACACCAUUCCACGAAACGGACGAUCGUCUUCGUCCUACACGGCGUUGCAGACGCAGAGUGUGACGACGUCUCAACACAACUCGGGAAUAGUGGAAAAAUACUGCAAGAAUAAUGAUUUUUCUCGAACAGAAAAAACUAAAACUAUGAAUAGUGUUUAGCUGCUAAUAUAAUCUUCAGCGUCAGCCGCAAGAGUGAUACAGGGUUUUUCAAUUGCUUCGUGCAUGAUACCAUAAUUACCAACGACAAAGACGAAAAAAUGUUUCGAUGAGUACUCGUUCUCAUCGUCGCAAACCCGAUGGAAGUAGUCAAUUUUUAUUGAAGAUGAAAGAGAAACCCGGCGUAGGCACAGUGAGAUGAUCACUCGCCGUUUUCUAAUUAUGGCAGUGGACGCAGACGAACAGUGAAGAUAAUGAACAAAAUGCACAGGUGGGACAAAAUUAUUAUGGCGCGCGCUACUAGUGAUUGUACAUCGGAACAGAUGAUUGAAUUUCGAUCUUAACUGCCGGAUGGAUGUGUUAGCACUUGAAUGACCACAUUAUACUCACAUGAU